AUGCUAUUCUCCCUCUGCGCCCUACUGAUGCUUACCCUGCCACUAGGCCUGCUUGCCCAAACCAUAUGCAAUGGUCAUCCUGAAUACUGCAACCGUCGCUACACAGACGUGUCCUUUGUCGGAGCUCACAAUUCACCUUUCGUGGGCUUCCUACCACAGCACAACCAGGAGAUAUCUGUGAUUAACCAAUUAAAUCUCGGCAUCCGUUACUUACAGGGCCAAACACACCUGAACGCGAGGGGAAAACUGCGCAUGUGUCACACUUCAUGCUUUCUAGAGAAUGCGGGCGGCCUCGAUGCGUAUCUAAAAAAAGUGAAGUCGUGGCUCGACGACAAUCCGGACGAAGUGGUCACGCUCCUAAUUACAAAUGGAGACGUGCUGGACGUCUCCAGAUUCGAUGAAGCGUUCGCGAAAAGUGGCAUUGUCCCUUACGUUUUUGUUCCUCCUUCUUCUCCCCAUAGACUCAACAUGGACGCAUGGCCGACUCUGGGACAAAUGAUUCGGUCUGGGAAACGCCUUGUCGUCUUCUUGGAUUACGAGGCCAACACGAAUAGGUUCCCGUAUAUUCUCGACCAAUUCACUUAUUAUUGGGAGACGCCGUUCGAUACCACCGACCCGCUAUUCCUGCAUUGCAAAAUCGAUCGUCCCCCAAAUGCAAACCCAGAUGGAAGAAUGUAUAUUAUGAACCACUACCUGGAUAUAGAAAGGAUUGGCCUUUUGUUUCCUGAUCGGUUCUCUGCACCCAGAACCAAUGCAGCAACGGGAAAAGGAAGCAUCGGGGCGCAGGUUGAGCUAUGCACUGCAAUGCAUGGACGCAAGCCCAACGUCGUUCUGGUUGACUUUCUCAAUCAGGGAGAUGUGCUUCGAGCGCAGGAUACGAUGAAUGGGGUUUAA
Messenger RNA from Paracoccidioides brasiliensis Pb18, 894 nucleotides. RefSeq lists its product as uncharacterized. Gene Ontology annotation, molecular function: phosphoric diester hydrolase activity. The transcript is spliced from 2 exons. The record is from RefSeq and is a predicted model, not a curated record. The coding region runs from base 1 to 894 and encodes 297 amino acids. Gene Ontology annotation, biological process: lipid metabolic process.